Maudiozyma saulgeensis is the source of this 3033-nucleotide messenger RNA. NCBI's taxonomy places the organism in Eukaryota, Fungi, Ascomycota, Saccharomycetes, Saccharomycetales, Saccharomycetaceae. The record is from the annotation of a GenBank genome assembly.
AUGAAGCAAAGAAUCAGUGGUCUUGAUUUGAAGCUUUUGGCUAAAGAAUUAAGGGAAUCUCUGGAAUCUUACAGAUUGACAAAUAUUUACAAUGUGGCGGAUUCAAGUAAACAAUUCUUACUGAAGUUUGGGAAGCCAGACUCCAAACUCAAUGUCGUUGUAGACAGUGGUUCUAAGAUUCAUAUCACUACAUUUACCAGACACACUCCAGAGGCUCCCUCUGGUUUUGUUUCCAAAUUAAGAAAACAUCUAAAAAGCAAGCGUUUGACAGCAUUGAGACAAGUGCCAAAUGACAGAAUUCUGGUAUUCCAAUUUGCAGAUGGCCUCUACUAUUUGGUCCUAGAAUUUUUCAGUGCUGGUAACGUCAUGUUACUUGACGAGGAUCAGAGGAUUUUGAGUCUUCAAAGGAUUGUCUCUGAACAUGAGAACAAAGUUGGGGAGAAAUACGAAAUGUUUGAUAGAUCGUUAUUUGAUUCCGAAGUAGCCGAAGAUAUAGCAACUACAGAAUUUUCAACUGCAUUAAUAUCAUCCUGGUUGAAAACGGUAGAAGAAGAACAAACUAUAGCUUCUGGUAUCACAGCCGCUAGUUCGGAGAAGAAGAAAAGAAAGAAGGUUUCUAUCCAUAAAUUAUUGUUAAGGAAGGAGCCCCAAUUAUCGUCUGACUUACUUUCUAACAAUUUGAAAAAGGCUGGGAUAGAACCAUCAACUCGAUGUCUUGAAUUUCUAGGUAAAGAGCAAGAUAUUUCAUCACUUCUGACUGAAACACAAGAUGAAUACCUUCAAUUAAUAGAAGACAAAGAAAGGUGUGGCUAUAUUGUUGCCCAAAAAAAUGUUAAUUUUGAUCCCGAGAAACAUGAUAAAGAACUUGAGUUUAUAUACGAAAAUUUCCAUCCCUUCAAGCCUUUUAUUGAAGGGAAAGACCUAGACAAAUACCGCGUCAUUGAAAUAACUGGCGAAUACAAUAGAACUGUUGACACAUUCUUUUCUACCAUUGAAUCAAACAAAUUAGCGUUAAAAAUUCAAGGCCAAGAGGCUCAGGCACAAAAGAGGAUCAAGGAUGCUAGGUCAGAAAACGAGAAGAAAAUUAAGGCAUUGGUCGACAUUCAGUCAUCUAACGAACACAAGGCUGAACUUAUUAUCAAUAAUGCAGAAUCUGUAGAGCAGGCAAAGGCAGCUGUUCAGAACUUGAUUGAUCAACAGACAGAUUGGAGCACGAUUGAAAAGUUGAUUCAAAGCGAACAGAAGAAGGGGAAUAAGAUUGCGGAAAUGAUAGAAGUUCCAUUAAUGCUUAAAAAAAAUAAAAUUAACGUCAAACUUCCUUUAGAAAGUACACCAGAAGAAUCUACUGUAUAUAAGGACGAUGAGGAAUCGUCCGAUUCCAGUGAUAGUAGUGAUUCAUCAGAUUCAUCAGAUUCGUCUGAUUCCGACUUAGAUCUACACGAGAAUAAUCAGAAAUUAAAAUCUAGACGUAAAAAAAAGAGCACAACUCCCAAAACUGCAACAGUUACUAUUGAUUUGGCACUUUCCGCUUAUGCCAAUGCAUCGCAAUAUUUCAAUGUCAAGAAGACAGGUGCUGAGAAACAAAAAAAAGUUGAGAAGAAUCUUGAGAAGGCUAUGAAAAAUAUUGAAGUCAAAAUUGACCAACAAUUGAAGAAAAAGAUGAAAGAAACGCACAAAACCUUAAAAAAAAUUAGGAAUCCAUAUUUUUUUGAGAAGUAUAAUUGGUUUAUUUCAAGUGAGGGAUUCCUUGUAUUACAUGGAAAAAGUCCACUGGAAACCGACCAAAUAUACAGUAGAUAUAUUGAAGAUAAAGAUGUUUUCAUGUCAAAUAGCUUCGAUACCCAUGUCUGGAUUAAAAAUCCGGAUAACACUGAAAUACCACCGAACACCUUAAUGCAAGCAGGAGUAUUUUGUAUGUCUACUAGUACAGCCUGGUCCAAAAAAGUGUCUUCCUCUGCUUGGUGGUGCUAUGCAAGCAAUGUGUCUAAGUUCGAUGACCAUGACGGCGUUCUUCCUAAUGGUGUGUAUAGAAUUAAAAAUGAGCAAGAGAAAAAUCAAUUAUCACCCUCCCAAUUAGUUAUGGGUUUAGCAUUCCUAUGGAAAGUCAAGAGUGAAGAGUCAAUUGAUGAUGAGGAUGGCGAUCUGACCUCUGUUCAUGAGCAUGAUAACACCCAAAACUCCGUAAAGAAGGCUUCUAUUGAAGAACAAGUUCCAAGUAACAAUGGAAAAGAAAAUAUAUCCUCUUUACCUGAAAUAGAUGCUGAGAAUGCCAAUGACUUCUCCAAAUUAACUCCUAACGGAACUGAGUUUGCGUCUCCUGCAAACGAGGAGAUGGAUAAUGCUUCUGAUGAUGAGGAAGACAAUAUGAAGAGUGUUGCAACCACUGCAAUUUCGAAGAUGUCGAGAGGUGUUCGUGGUAAGAAAGGAAAAUUAAAGAAAAUGCAACGUAAGUAUGCUGACCAAGAUGAAGAGGAGCGUUUAAUGAGAUUAGAUGCCUUAGGAACACUAAAAGGUAUCGAGAGACAGGAAGAGAAGAUAAGGGCGGAAACUUUAAAACAAGAAGAAAGGGAUUACAAGAAGAAACAACGCGAGAAGCAGAUGCAGAAACAGGUAUUACAAUUUUCCUCUAAUGAGAAAGUACAUGUAAAUUACCAUGAUUUCAAGUGCGAACUGAAACCUUCAUUAGCAAGUGGUGAUGAAGUAGUUGAUGUUAUUCCGGUAUUUGCACCCUGGUCUGCUCUACUGAAGUACAAAUAUAAAGUCAAAAUCCAACCUGGAAGUGCUAAAAAGACGAAGUCCAUGACAGAAGUUUUGCGUUAUUUUAUGAGUCGGAAUAUGGAUAACGAUUCGGUAGAUAAAGAAAUGGAUUGGCCUAGCGAGCAUAAAUUCAUAAAAGCUAUUAAUGAAAGCGAUCUAAUCCCACUUCUGUGUGUCGAUAAACUUAACCUCUCUCUCCCCAACAGUAAUAAGACAAACACUAAAGGAGCUUCAGGAAAGCAAAAGUCGGCAAAAAAAUCUAAAAAGAGGAAGUAA